ACUAUUACAGCUUGACCACUUACUAGAACGCCAUCAAACCUUGAAGUACGACUGUCAACAUGCUUUUGACGUUCUUUCUUUUCAUUUUACUAUGGCAUGAGACAGUCACCUGGGGGCUGAAAGAUGGAAUAUUGCACAACUCAAUAUGGUUAGAACAAGCGGCUGGUGUUUAUCACAGAGAAUCACGCAAAGGAAAAUACCAGCUCACCUUGAAAGAAGCUAAAGUGGUCUGCAACUAUGAAGGAGGCACCCUUGCAACAUAUAAACAGUUAGAGUCAGCUCAGCGUAUAGGAUUUCAUAUAUGUGCAGCUGGGUGGCUUUCAGGAGGGAGAGUUGGAUAUCCAAUUGUAAAACCUGGGGCCAAUUGUGGAGGUGGAAAAACUGGUAUCAUUGACUAUGGACAUCGAGUAAAUAAAUCAGAAUUAUGGGAUGCUUACUGCUACAAUCCACAUGCAAAACAAUGUGGUGGGGUUCUAACAGAUCUGGAACGAAUUAUCAAAUCUCCAAAUUUCCCAGAUGAAUAUGAGGAUCAGCAGGUCUGUUACUGGCACAUCCGACUUAAGUACAAGCAACGCAUCCAUUUACGGUUUCUGGAAUUUGAUGUAGAAGAUGACCCAUCUUGCUUGUCUGACUACCUGGAAAUAUAUGACAGUUAUGAUGAUUUGCUAGGCUUUGUUGGCAGGUUUUGUGGAAACAAAUUACCAAGUGACAUCAUCAGUACAGGCAAUGUUAUGACUCUGAAGUUCUUGUCCGAUUCUUCAGUUACAGCAAAAGGUUUCCAACUUACCUACAAGGCCAUCAUUCUGCAUGCUCCAGCUUCAACUGACCUGACAGAAGACAGCAGAAGUUAAAUAAAUUACCCUGUUUCCUAGGCAGUCAAAUCAAAUUCACUUUGGAAUGAAUUCAAUUAAUUGUCUCAAAAGUGAUCAAAGAUAACCUUGGAAUCUCUUAUAUCUAACAAUUAUAGUCUUAACCUAGCAUUUUGAAAGUGAUGCAUCAAACACAAACUUGAUUUAGAUUUAGCUUUUCUUGACAGUAGAAUUCCUUAAAUUUUCUACAUUUUCUCUAUACUUGGUCACAAAAUAAUGCACAAGACUAGCUACUGACAGAAAGCUUGUGUGUGCAACUAUCUAGGAAUGUUCAAUGCCCCUCUAUCUAAUACUCAAUUAUCUUAUUUAAAAGAUAGUCUGUCUAAUUUAAUAAGCAUCAAUAAACAAGCACUACCAAUUCCUAUAUGCUUCAAUCCCUGAGUGCCUGGAAAUCAGAAGCAUCGAGCAUUCCUUUAAUAUAUUUAUCUUGUUUUUGCCAAACAGUGCCCAGUUAACUUGCUAUUACCUCUAGCUGCAAAUGCAUCUUAAAGUUGUGCUUCAUACAAAAUAUUUUUGAAAUAUAUUUUCUAUUUGUUAUUAAGAAAUGUUUUCAAAGCAGUUAUUUAUGCAGAAACCGAACUCCUAAGCUUACAGUUUAGAUUCCAGUAAAAUAUUCAAAUAACUAGUUAUUCUUACUCUUCCAAAAUUAUUAAUUCAAUUAUAGAAUUGUGCCUAUCACAAUUGAAUCUAACCAAUGGGAAAAUCUUAAUUGUAACAACUGUGAGGAAACUUAUUUCAAAUUUACAUUAAAUUUACACUAAGGCGAUAAGUUGCACAUACAAACAUGACUGUUGCCUGCAACCAUCCAGCUUGGAAAGACAGUAAAAGUAGAUUCGGAAAUACAUAAAAGUUCUAUAUUUUGGUGGUUGUCUGUACAGAAACAGAUAGAAUACUGCGUCCAGUUCUGGGCGCCCUAUUAUAGGAAAGAUGUGGAUGCUUUGGAGAGGGUUCAGAGGAGGUUUACCAGGAUGCUGCCUGGACUGGAGGGCUUAUCUUAUGAAGAGAGGUUGACUGAGCUCGGUCUCUUUUCAUUGGAGAAAAGGAGGAGGAGAGGGGACCUAAUUGAGGUAUACAAGAUAAUGAGAGGCAUAGAUAGAGUUGAUAGCCAGAGACUAUUUCCCAGGGCAGAAAUGGCUAGCACGAGGGGUCAUAGUUUUAAGCUGGUUGGUGGAAAGUAUAGAGGGAAGGUCAGAGGCAGGUUCUUUACGCAGAGAGUUGUGAGAGCAUGGAAUGCGUUGCCAGCAGCAGUUGUGGAAGCAAGGUCAUUGGGGUCAUUUAAGAGACUGCUGGACAUGUAUAUGGUCACAGAAAUUUGAGGGUGCAUACAUGAGGAUCAAUGGUCGGCACAACAUUGUGGGCUGAAGGGCCUGUUCUGUGCUGUACUGUUCUAUGUUCUAUGUUCUAAAUGGAGAUCAACUGGCAAUAGCAAGGACCAGAAGAUCUCCUUCCUGUUUCCUUCUCAUCAUCUCCAAAAGCCAGCUUUGGUUAUAAAGCAAAUUGGUAAUGCAUCCAUUCAUUGAAACUCAAGGAUUCUACAGAUUUCAAGACAUUGUAAACAGCUAUGGUCUCAAGCUCAACUAUAACAACUCAAGAACUGAAAUAAGUUUUUAAAAUCUUUGUACUGAAGUAGAUACUCUCUCCUUUUUAAACUGUAUACCUGUGCUUGUGUUUUGUGCUGCAUUUACGAUAUUUCUUGAGGUUAGCAAGUAACAACAUUUUUCAUUCCUUCACUCAGAAGAAACUUGAAAUUGGCUUAACUUGAUUACUACUAAAUUUUAAUCGAAGGUUGAAAUAGCUGCAUGAUGAUAAUAACUAGAACUCCCAAGCAUUGGGGUUCACUCCUCCUCAUUAUACCAUCUUUAGGUAUGGAUACACUAAAAGAUAGAGCAAUUCAAUCGAAUGAUAAUUUCUGUGAGUUGAGAAGUGAUUUUCUCCAGCUAUAUUAGAUCAAUUGGUGGAUAAAACAUUACAUGGGAAGCGUGCAAAGAGCAGUUCAUUUGGAUUCAGACUAGAUAUAUCUGCGUGUUGGGGAAAGGAAGGGUGUCCAAAGCUAACACUCCAAAGAUGACUCAAGAAUAUACAAAUCUGUACCUACACAAGUCAAUGAAGAUGGCAGGGCAUGUAAAGAAGGACCUAAAAUGUCAGUCAAGGUCUCUGGAUUUAUAAAUAAAGUUUUAAAGCAAUUAUAUUUUGCCAAAUCUUCAUAAAACAUUGAGCUAAAGCACUGUGACAUCUCUUAUUACCACAUUUUAGAGAAGAUAUCAAGUCUUUGGAGUAUUCAGUGGGAAUUUUCCAGAAUGGUACCAUGAGUGCAAGUCUUCUGUUCCACUGAUAGAGAAACAGGGGCAGUUCUCAAUAACACAGAGAGAUUUGAUACAAUGAUACAUGUUUUGAUUGUAUAAAUGAAGAGUAACUGUUUCUAGUGAUACAUUAACAAAUAUUAUCCGUUAAUAAAUGGAUAUAGAUAUUACAUAGUUGAUAAAAUAAACAGAGAUGACAUUACAAAAACAAAAUGAGGUUAUCAUCUGGAGUGUAUUCCUAGAAAGGGUGA
Messenger RNA from Stegostoma tigrinum, 3420 nucleotides. RefSeq names its product tumor necrosis factor, alpha-induced protein 6 (gene tnfaip6). The transcript is spliced from 6 exons. Gene Ontology annotation, biological process: cell adhesion; negative regulation of inflammatory response. NCBI's taxonomy places the organism in Eukaryota, Metazoa, Chordata, Chondrichthyes, Orectolobiformes, Stegostomatidae. The record is from RefSeq and is a predicted model, not a curated record. The coding region runs from base 60 to 851 and encodes 263 amino acids. Gene Ontology annotation, molecular function: hyaluronic acid binding.